Molecule: messenger RNA, 1965 nt
Organism: Lachancea sp. 'fantastica'
Lineage: Eukaryota; Fungi; Ascomycota; Saccharomycetes; Saccharomycetales; Saccharomycetaceae
Source: the annotation of a GenBank genome assembly
AUGGGUGGUGCUCUACCGAAUGAGAUUAGAGAAAACGACGAUGUUUCGUCUUUGCAGACAUAUCCUUCGAUUCAGUCAGUUCAGUUACCAGGAAACGGCAUCGAGGACGAUGGGCAAGCUGUAGAUGAUGCAAAAGCACUGUCCAAACACUCAACCCUGCGGGAUAAGGGUUUGAUGGUUCCACGUAACGAAAGACGAGGGAUUCUAGCCAAUUUGACGUUGGUGCCGGAGUAUAAAGAUGCUCGAGAAUAUCCGUUGAAACUGAAACAGUUCAUCGUCUUUCUGGUGGCGUUUGCCACAGUGAUGGGUCCCAUGGGCACAAAUAUCAUUUAUCCGUCGAUCAAUCCGAUCACUCGAGACUUCAAGACCACCACUAUGAUGGUUAACGUUUCUGUGGGAAUUUACCUUUUGAGUCUGGGAAUUCUGCCCAUUUGGUGGUCGUCAUUGUCAGAACUUCGCGGACGUAGAACCGUGUAUGUUUUGAGUUUUUCGCUGCUAUUGGCGUUCUGCAUCGGGGCUGCUCUAUCUCCCAAUAUCAAUGCGUUCAUCGUUUUUCGCAUGCUGUGCGGUGCUUCUUCUGCCAGUGUACAAAGUGUGGGAGCAGGGACUGUGGCAGAUCUUUUCAGACCCGAAGAAAGAGGGAAAUAUCUUGGCUAUUACUAUUUGGGCGCGUUGAGUGCUCCCUUAAUCGCUCCCAUCAUAGGAUCUUUAUUGGUGAGUCGUUGGAGUUGGAGAUCUACCCAGUGGUUUCUGGUCAUUUUGGCAGGCGUCACGGUCUUGAUGUUAACGCUUCUUCUCCCGGAAACACUCAGAUUGCAAGAUAGUAAAAGCGCGAUCGCGGAAAUUUUGGCCGAAAGACGGCGUGGACGCAAAGCUGUCGACUCCGAUAAUGCUUCUAGUGAAGCUUCCGAGAAAGCCAACGAAGGUGCGCCGAACUCUGAUGGUGGGGAACUGGGAGUCUUGGAAGCAAAUCGAGAAGGAAAUGAAGACGAAAUUUCACGAAUCUUAACUCACACGAGUGAGGUUGGCCAAUAUCCACCUCGCGAAGAUGGUCCUCACGGGGAUGUCAUGGCACCCCAGCUAACAAAGCUGCAAACAAGAGACCGGAAGUUAGAGCAGCGGUUACGAGAAGGCGAGCUCAAAAAAUGGAAAACCAACGUCGAAAACGAACUUGAAAGACUGGAAACGGAGCAUAAGCAGGCCUGCUUGAAUGGCUCCGAAGAGGCCAACGCACGGUCUCGCACACGUGCGUGGUUCAAUGCGCUUUACGUGUAUCUGGUCAAGCCUUUGAAAUCGUUGCACUUUCUCAGAUUCCCACCGGUCAUGUUGGCCAUCACAUUUUCUGCCAUUUCGUUUGCCAUCUUGUAUUUCGUGAACAUGACCAUCGAAUAUUGCUAUUCGCGUCCACCUUACAAUUUCAAGCCUCUGUACGUGGGUCUUCUCUACAUUCCUAACUCCGUGACUUACAUCAUUGCAUCCAUCUACGGUGGACGGUGGGUCGACACUCUUUUGAAGCGCUAUAAGGAGAAGCAUGGAAUUCUGGCGCCUGAGGCACGCAUUUCAUGGAACGUGGUGACAGCUGUGGUUUCAUUUCCUAUUUCUCUCCUCAUUUUCGGGUGGUGUUUGGGCAAAAAAGAGCAUUGGGUCACUCCAUUGGUGGGUACUGCACUUUUCGGCUUUGCCUCCAUGAUGACCAUUGGUGCCACUGUUUCUUACCUCGUGGAUUCCUUGCCUGGAAAAGGAGCCACCGGGGUUGCUUUGAACAAUCUUAUUCGGCAAAUUUUCGCAGCUGUUGCUGUUUUUGUCACCGAGCCCAUGCUCAAAGGCAUGGGUGUUGGCUGGGCCUUCACAAUGCUGGCUUUCAUUGUGGUAGCUGCCAGUUCGGUGCUGGUAGUCUUGAAAAUCAGAGGUGACUACUGGCGAGAAAAUUUCGAUUUGCAAGAACUGUACGACAAAUUGGAAUGA